AUGAAUUUUUGUCCAUGCUAUAAUAUUGUAGUUACCGAGGGACAUAAGUGUAUCAAGUUUGAGAGCAAGUUGCGUUCCGAGAUCAAGCAAGGUAUUGAAUAUCAGGAGAUCCGCCAAUUUUUUGUGCUGGUAAAUAGGUGCAGAAUAUAUGAUGAGGAUAGAAGAUCCCAAUCUGCUCACUAUAAGAGUCUCAGUGAAAAUAAAGGGAAGGCUAAGAAUAGUGGGAAACCUUAUGGGAAUUCGUCCAAUAAGGGUAAACAUAAGGCUGAUCAGAAGGAGGCAGGUGGGAAAGAGAAAAGUGGGGGAAGGACUCUUGUUUCUGUGAGAUGUUUCAAAUGUGGUGAGUUUGGACACCGUAUUUUUGAGUGCAAAAGCACAAUUGUGAAUUGCUUUAAGUGUGGGAAGCCAAGUCACGGAGUUGUCGAAUGUAAGAGUAAUAGUCUGACUUGCUAUAAUUAUGGAGAGCAUGGUCAUAUUAGUACUCAAUGUGAGAAACCUAAGAAGGCUCACUCUAGAGGGAAAGUUUUUGCUUUGUCUGGAGCAGAGACUACUACAUUUGAUAACUUGAUUCGAGUUAUAUUCUUUAUUAAUAAUAUUCCUUUGAUUAGUAUUAUCAUUACGGUUGUGACAUAA
Lathyrus oleraceus (garden pea) is the source of this 633-nucleotide messenger RNA. RefSeq lists its product as uncharacterized. The transcript has a single exon. Gene Ontology annotation, molecular function: zinc ion binding; nucleic acid binding. The record is from RefSeq and is a predicted model, not a curated record. Bases 1 to 633 code for a protein of 210 amino acids. NCBI's taxonomy places the organism in Eukaryota, Viridiplantae, Streptophyta, Magnoliopsida, Fabales, Fabaceae.